Osmerus eperlanus (European smelt) is the source of this 1644-nucleotide messenger RNA. RefSeq names its product RNA pseudouridine synthase domain containing 1 (gene rpusd1). Bases 290 to 1216 code for a protein of 308 amino acids. Gene Ontology annotation, biological process: enzyme-directed rRNA pseudouridine synthesis. Lineage: Eukaryota; Metazoa; Chordata; Actinopteri; Osmeriformes; Osmeridae. The record is from RefSeq and is a predicted model, not a curated record. Gene Ontology annotation, molecular function: pseudouridine synthase activity; RNA binding. The transcript is spliced from 6 exons.
AGUAGAACCUCGGAUAAAAAUCGUUUACUCUGGUCACGAUUCAGCCACUUCAGCUCCUCCUGCCUGUGAUUGGUUCAGCGAGCUGUCAGUUAUCCCAAAGCCGUCCCUUCCUGCGUUUGUUUACUCUCUCACAUGCUGUCAAAUGUAGUAGGCAACUGGACACGGAAUGAAUGGCACAGAUUGUGCUGCGCAGAAAUAUAGAGUUUCAACGUCAGAUUCGUCAGAUGGGGUGUGUUGGUUAUUGACCGGCAGCGCUGCUCCCUAAGGCAGGGCGGGGUGAGCUGUGACGAUGGAGCCGGCCAGUCUCGACACCCUGCGCGUGCUGUACCGGAGUGAUGACUACAUCGUGGUGGACAAGCACUGGGACAUCCGGAUCGACAGCAAGAUGUGGUACGAGAAACAGACGGUGCAGUCUCAACUUAAACUGCUCUUCCCAGAGCUGGCAGACCCUGGCACCUAUUACGGCUUCAGGUUCUGCCACCAGCUGGACUUCUCCACCAGUGGGGCUCUAUGUGUGGCUCUGAGCAAGGCUGCAGCCGGCCGGGCCUAUCGCUGCUUCAAGGACCGCAGUGUCACCAAGGCGUACCUUGCUCUGGUGCGUGGCUGGGUGGAGGAGGAGAGGAUGACUGUGAACUUCUCCAUUGGCAAGAACACGACUCAGGGGAAGACACACAUGAUGUGCAUCGAGGGCUCUGAGGGCUGUGAGAACCCAAAGCCGUGUCAGACUGAGCUAUCCGUGCUGGAGUACGGCCUGUACGAUGGGGACCCCGUCACCAAGGUGAUGCUGCAGCCUCACACAGGCCGUACACACCAGCUGAGAGUGCACUGCUGUGCCAGGGGCCACCCCAUCGUGGGGGACUUCACCUACAGCCAGGGGUCCGACAGCGCCCCCUAUCGCAUGAUGCUGCACGCGCACCUGCUCCACAUUCCCCUGGAGCCCCAGACCCUGCAGGCCAGGGCGGGAGACCCUUUCCUGUCGGACACGGACCCCAAGUGGCUCCCGCAGCGCUCGCUGCAGACUGUAGAGGGCGCUGUGGAGGCCCUGCUGGAGCGCAGGAGGAAGGAGGAGGAGAGGAGGGUAGAGGAGGAGAGGGUGAAGAGGGAGAAGGAGGAGAGCAGCAGGAGGAGGGGGAGGAGGAAGGGCACUCCUGCAGAGGAGAGUGAGGAGCAGAGGAGGCGAUGUGAGGAGUGGUUGAGAGAGUGGAGUCUGGACUGAUUUACCCACGUCCUUACACACGUCCUUACACACGUCCUUACACACGUCCUUACACACCAUAAACAUCACCUGCUCGUGACUCAUAUCUACAUAAGUCUACAAAAUAUUGCAUGAUUUUGGGGGAGAUGAUGUACAGUGAACUGAAUAGUGUAUGGACUUUUAACUUACAUUUAGUCAUUUAGCAGACGCUCUUAUCCAGAGCGUCUUAACUUGAGCAACUUAGCUCAGAACCUGCUGCCUUAUUGAGUCAAAUUAAAGAUUUUCACAGAAUCCAGUUGUCAAGGAAACCACGUCAACGCGCUGCAACACCCAGACUGCUAUCUGUAGGAGUUAUUAGGCUAGCCUACAACAUUAUUUAUGAUUGUAUGGCCUGAAUACAGUACAUUUGUACAUUUGUUGUUUGCCAUGUAAUAAAUUUGACCAAUGUG